Messenger RNA from Encephalitozoon intestinalis ATCC 50506, 3075 nucleotides. Its product is annotated as exportin 1. Gene Ontology annotation, biological process: protein export from nucleus; ribosomal small subunit export from nucleus; ribosomal large subunit export from nucleus. The record is from RefSeq and is a predicted model, not a curated record. Gene Ontology annotation, molecular function: nuclear export signal receptor activity; small GTPase binding. Lineage: Eukaryota; Fungi; Microsporidia; Unikaryonidae. Gene Ontology annotation, cellular component: cytoplasm; nucleus. The transcript has a single exon. The coding region runs from base 1 to 3075 and encodes 1024 amino acids.
AUGGAACAGAUUCUGGAGUUAGACAAGGAUCUCAACAUUGACAUCUUUGACGAGGUUGUGAUGAAUGCAAACUGCCCAGAUAACAGAAAGAAGGAGGAGGCCGAGAAGGUACUACUGAAAUUCAAGGAACUUCCAAACUCAUGGACGAAGGUGGAUUACAUCUUAAACAACAGUAAACACCAGGAAAGUCAUUAUGUGGCGUUACAGCUUCUAGAAGGAAUGGUAAAGACAAAGUGGUCGUUAUUUGAUGAGGGGAUGAAGCAGGGCCUCAGAAUGUAUGUAUUCCAGCUGGUGGUUGAGAAGUCUAAGACCAAAAGCAAGGAAAACUAUGUUUUGCAAGAGCUGAACACCAUUCUUAUCGAGAUUGCAAAGAAAGAUUGGCCCCGACGAUGGCCUACCUUUAUAACAGAUCUUAUCAAUGUGUCUCAAGGAAUAAGUAUGGAAGUAUGCAGAAAUAGCCUUAAUAUUCUCAAACGUCUCAAUGAGGAAGUCUUUAUAUUUUCUGAGGACAGUAUUACAACUGUCAGAAAGAGAGUCCUAAGAAAUCAGCUAAAGAUUGAGUUCCCGCAAAUAUUUGGGUUUAUAAAGACAAUUCUUGAGUACUCUCGGAAUUCCGAGAUGGACGAGAGUCUCCUUGAAACAACACUUGAAUCAUUCCAGUGUUUCUGUGAGUCCAUGCCUCUUAACUUUAUCUUUCUCACAGAGAUAAUCGACUUGGUUCUGGAACACUUAAAUUCCAUGCACAGCGUUGCAUGUCUGAGUUGCUUGAUUGAAAUUGUCGACCUAGGAAGGAACAGAAGCCUUUCUAGGACUCAUGACAUAGAAAGUGCAGAAAAGGAAAAGAUUCUUAUUAUUCAUAAGAGAUGCAUUGAGUUUCUCAAAAUGUAUUUUAAUAAGUUCCAGGAGGAGAGGAUUUAUGAAGUGUACGGAGGUAUGGACAAGUCAGAGAAAGUUUUUGUCCUUAAAUUUGCCCAACUCUUGUCGUCUUUCUAUGAAGUCUACAUAGACUUACUAGAAGCCAAGGAUAUUGUAAAUGCAAAGGCAGGGCUUGGCUAUCUUAUACAAAUAUCCAAGAUAAACAACACAAACAUCUUUUCGAUUGCUUUUGAGAUGUGGAAUAAGUUUGUGUUUGACUUAUACUCGGAGUUUCCAUUUACUAGCCAGGAUUCCUCGAAGAGAUUGAGAAGAUCUAAUUAUACCAGUAUUUUGAACCAACUAAUGGGAACUCUUGUUGACAAAAUGCCCCGGCCAGAAGAAGUGUUUAUUGUGGUUGACGAGUACAACCAGGUAAUAAGGAAAAAAAUGACUGACACAGACCAAAUAGAAUUCUACAGAAAGAUGAGAGGAUGCUUAUAUCACCUGGCUUUUCUUAUUGAGGAAGACAUGAAGAAGUAUUUUAUAAGUAAAGUUGGACUUCAGCUUGAUGAUAAAGAAUGGGACUGUAAUUAUCUAAACAAGCUGUGCUGGGCCAUCGGCUCUAUAUCUGGUGCGUUUUCGGAGGUCAACGAAAGGGAGUUUUUUGUUAACAUCCUUAAGCAUCUGCUGGCAUUGUGCGAGAUGAAGUCCUUUAAAACAGACAAGGCAGUCAUAGCUUCUAACAUCAUGUUUAUAAUUGGCCAGUAUCAUCGGUUCCUUCUUCACAACAAAAGCUUUUUGAAAACCGUGGUAAAGAAGCUUUUUGAGUUUAUGGAUGAAGACCAUGAAGGAAUUAAGGACAUGGCUUGUGAUAAUUUCUUUAAAAUAGUAGAGAAGUGCCCUGUAGAGUUUCUCACUCAAAGAGAAAAUGACGAGAUUUUCAUUGUCUACAUAUUGAAGAAUCUUUCAGUAAUCACUGGAACCUUGGAGUUUUAUCAGAAGAGAAUUGUUUAUGAGGCACUUCUUAUGGUCAUACGGGAGGUUCCCAAAACAAGGGAUUAUAAGUCUAGAGUCCUAAGCUAUGCAGAUCUCCUUCUUUCUUCUCUUCUAAACUUUAAUAUUCUAGCCGAUGAGUAUAUAAACAGACUCCCCAGCAUGAUAUCCAAUGUAGAAGAGGCCAAGAUGGUUUCACAUGUCCUAAAGUCGCAUGCACUAACUUAUAGGCUUCUUCCAGAAACAUGCUCUUCCAGUUGCAUCCAGAUAUUUCCAAAGUUCUUUGCAAUCUUUGAUAUCUGCAACUCUAUAACACUUGAAAGGAAAGAAGGAACAGCAUUUAACAAUGCCAAGGCAGUGAAAAUGGAAAUAAUCGAGCUGUUUACUACCGUAAUCGACUCCAAGUUUGUACAGGACGGCUUUGUAAAUACGGUCUGCGAGAAAAUUAUUUUUGACUAUAAGACUAACUCAGUCUACAAGGAACCUGCAAUAUUGGCUUUGGGUUCAAGCAUAGUGCGGAAUGUAGAGAAUGAUGGAUCUGUUAUAUACCUGCAAAGAGAAGCAUUUAUGAUUUCAUCUUUGAUCGAGCCAUCCAUUCCCUUUGUAAUGCAGGCAGAUGAAAAUCUGGAGAUCUCUAAAAACUAUCUUUAUCUUAUAGAGAGCAUGCUUCAGUUUUCCUUCAGCUCGUUCUUUUCAUCUCUGUUUGGGCAACCCUCUUUUCGCCAAGUAUACAAUACUCUUCUGUAUUCUCUAAUCUGUAUAAGAGAUGUCUCGGAUUUGUCUUUGAACUGUCUAACCAUCCUCUUUAAGAAGUGCUAUGAGCAGAAGAUCUUCCAGUUUUAUACGCAGAACUACAUGUCCACUCUUGAAAACAUCCUGGGAAUAAUAUUUGACAAGGAUAUGAGAUACAACUUUGAUCAGCAGUGUCUUCUCCUUUCCUUUAUGAUUCGCAUAAGCAAGGACAUCCCAAGUCUCGAUGGCAUUAACUCUAAUAUCAAUAUCCUUUCGGAAUACAUCGUCGGUCUAUUUGUAAAAUCGUUUCCAAACAUAACUCAAGAGUCUGUAAAGAUAUUUUCCGUAGGACUAUUUGAGUUAUGUGGAGACGACGAGGUCUUUAAAGAACAUGUGGAGGACUUUAGAGUCAAGGUUUAUGAGUUUGGCACAGAUGAAGAUCUUCAAGAAGAAAUUGAUCUCAAGGAUGAAAGAAUCAGAAGAUGCAGAAAUUAA